This is a messenger RNA of Rotaria sordida, 1029 nucleotides long. The record is from the annotation of a GenBank genome assembly. NCBI's taxonomy places the organism in Eukaryota, Metazoa, Rotifera, Eurotatoria, Philodinida, Philodinidae.
AUGUCAAGUGAAGACAACAAUUCUUACGAAUAUACAUCGACGUUAUCUUCUGAAAUCGCCAUUCCUUAUCCAAUUCGUUUUUGGAUUAUGCUUCUCUUUUAUAUUCCAUCAGUUAUAUGUUCUUUGUUCAUCUUCUAUAAUUUUAUUGUCCAACGAACAUUACGUCACGCUUUAUAUAAUCAUAUUAUUCUUCUUCUUCUUAUCAUCAAUUUUAUUGUUCAACUAACAAAUAUUCCAUGGAUUCUUAAUUAUUAUCGUUUAGGAUAUGUUUGGCUACAAAAUCCUUUCUUUUGUCUUACAUGGACUGUUACUGAUGAAGGUUUAUUUAUCACAAUAACAGUUCUAUUUGCUUGGGCAACCAUUGAACGACAUAUUCUCAUCUUUCAUGAUCGAUUAGUAUCAACGAAAUAUAAACUUAUUUUCUUUCAUUAUUUACCAAUAAUAAUAAUUCUUCUCUAUUGCAUGUGUUACAAUAUUAUUGUAAUUAUUGUUCCACCAUGUGAAAAUACAUAUGAUUAUACUCAACCUAUAUGUGGUGAUAUUCUUUGUUAUUAUGAACUUCAAUCUGUAGCAGCAUGGGAUAUUGUAGUUCAUGUUCUAAUACCUACAAUAAUAAUUAUUUUCAGCAGUAUUGCUCUUCUUUUACGUGUUAUCUAUCAAAAAUAUCGAAUGCGUCGACCAAUUCUUUGGCGAAAUCAUCGAAAAAUGACAAUUCAAUUAUUAUCAAUUUCAGUUAUGUAUCUGGCUUUAUGUAUACCAACGAUGUUAAUGGAAUUUAUUCAUCUUUGUGGUGUUCCUGAAGAUUCUGAUGCCACUUUUACGUCGUAUGCAGAAUUCUUUGCAUAUUAUGGUAAUUUCUUUUUACCUUUUGUAUGUGCUGGAUCAAUGCCUGAACUUAAAAAUACCAUUAAGAAAAUAUUUCCAUGUUGGCGACGAACGCGAGCAGUUGCCCCUCAAACAUUCACAUUAUCGCGUCGUGGAGUUGGUGCACAAACAUUAUUGUCGCGCCAAACAUUGGUGCACAAUUAA